GUGCCUUGCUGGCUGGACUGAUGUCUCGAGGAUUCUUCUCAACGACUUCCGCCUCCUUCUGUGCAUUGUCCAUAGCUACGUCAGCUCUCCGACCGACCGACCGGGCGACCUUCGCGUAACCUCCCCUCCCCCGACGAGCGCUUCUUGACAUGGGUGCCCCCAUUUAGACAACGAUACGCCGUAGCAUCAUCAAUCUUAUGACUUUUGUGAGUGUUCGUCGAUGUGUGAUCUUCAGUUGAAUUCCUGAAGGAUGUGGCAGGCAUCAAGAGUGUCGAGGGCCAUCGUGUUGCAGCUUUACGUAAAGCUGCAAUUGUGAUGUAGCCGUGGUCACGAAAUUGCUUUCCUGGGGUUCGGAGCGUGAGCGAGCGAUGGGAACGCCAGCAGGAAGCAGAGAAGGAACGCCCUCGCAACCUCCCAGCGCUCAGCCUUUGGGCUGGAGCUCUGGAAUCUUCGAUUUCCAACUCGACUCCCCUGGAUGUACGCAACAUUCCCCCUCGAAAUCUCUCGUCCUGCUGACAUGCGAAAGCUCAUGCACGAAUUGUAAUGUCAGCAGCACCUGGAGCCGUUCCAUACCUCUCAAUAAAAUUCAUGAAUCUGCUGGUCAGCUUCUGGAGGAAGAUCGUCCUUACAAGACCACUCACACCACGAUUUGACAUUCUGAACGAGGAGCAGGGAGUGGAAGACGUAACUUAUCCAAUGCUUUCUCUCUCUAGGGCAGUGCUGCGGUGCAAGUUUUGGCUCGUUCUGUUUGAUUUGACAAUUUCGUGGCAGGUUGGUGGACGUGUAUGUGCCCGUGUUUAAUAUCCGGAAGGAUUGGAAAUUUUCUCGACGAUGGCAAUACGUCUUGUACCACAAAUGCCUGUUAUUACUGCCUUUUUUGGUGCUGUGUCACGGGCCGCCAUCGGCGAAAGUUGCGCAAAACGUUUAAUCUGCCGGAGGAGCCCAUGAAUGACUAUGCUACGGCCUUUUUUUGCCAUUGCUGUGCCCUUUGCCAGGAGAGUCGCGAGCUCACUAAUCAAGGACUUGACAUGGGUUUCAACGCUGUUUCGAGCUGCGGGAGUCCAACGUGCUUAUAUUUGCAUUCACCUGGUGAGGUUGAGAUGCAUAAACACUGAAGUGGGUACCACGAGCUUUAUGGUUCCUCCUCUAUGACAAUUCCAGAGCCAAGUACUCCGCUAGAACUCAAACUUGUUCCUGAUGUAAUCCUUCUCGGUUCCCUCAUGGACGUCAUUGGACAUCAUUUGGCGUUUCGCCUUUAUGGGCUGCGAGGCCCAUAAAGGCGAAACGCCAAACCUGAGGACUCGUUUAUGGAGGAACUUUUGAUGAGCUGCACUUAUAUUCUGUUCAGUCGAGUCUUCCUGAACAGAUGCAAUAGGAGUGCCUCUAGAUAGAAAGAGUCAUCAGAAAUGACGAUGUACUCACACGGCCUGACAAAUUGAAGAAAUAUCGUCUAACGUCCUGAGCCAAGAAUGUCUGAGUCGAAGAUAUCUUCAGUGCAGUAUGUAGUCUUGUUUCUUCAAAGGAACGAAAUCACAUGCUCUCGUUUGCCGUCCUGGCUGAGUACAGUACAUAUCUGUGCUUUCUGGUCAACAUGCAGCUCGCCAGCUCAGAUCGGGUGUUUAUCUACGUAUCUCCCGUAGGUUCCCCACCAGCCAUGGGGCGUUGCGAAUAGCGAAGUUGAUUCCAUGCAGUUUCUGAGUGGACUGACAUAAUUAUGCGGGUGCAAUUUCUCGUUCCAUACUUUUCGCCUGCAGCAGAAGACCUGAUUUCGUUGGACCACAAAGAGUAUUCUCUGCUACCACGUUCUGGAGAUUAACAUUGCUAGAUUUCAAGGAGUUGUCACCGUGUUUUAAACCCUAAACCCCGUUACUCUUCGCGCAUCACCUACGGAAGGUAUGCGGGCACGAAUCGCACAUUUCGUAUGCUCGGUCGACAGUCUAA
Molecule: messenger RNA, 1941 nt
Organism: Marchantia polymorpha subsp. ruderalis
Lineage: Eukaryota; Viridiplantae; Streptophyta; Marchantiopsida; Marchantiales; Marchantiaceae
Source: the annotation of a GenBank genome assembly